UUUCUGACCAGCAUCCAAAGCACCAUGUCGUCUCGACCUAUAACUAUAGUGUCUUCUGGACGCAGCAAAGGGCUCAACUGCAGCGAUGUGAGGUUGCCUGGCACUCAGCUCUCCUCACAGCUGAAACUCCACCAGGAGGAGGACGGGGAGUCCGGCAUCGGCUCCACCCUUGACCUGAGCAGCUGCUUUGACUGCAACAACCAACAUACCAAUCACCGCUCUAGCAAGCCUUCACUCAGGGGGGCAGACAGACUCCCUAAAGAGAAAGAUAGCUCUCCACAGACCCCAGCAGUGAGUCCGAACAAGAUCACGCAGUUCCUUGUCAACCUGUCCAAGAUCCCUCUCCUCCUCAUCCUCCUCUUCCUCUUUGUUUGUUCCUUGGACACUCUGAGCUCUGCCUUCCAGUUAGCAGGGGGUAAAGUGGCAGGGGACAUUUUUCAGGACAAUGCGGUGCUCUCUAACCCUGUGGCGGGGCUGGUGGUGGGGAUCUUGGUUACUGUGCUAGUCCAGAGCUCAUCCACCUCCUCCUCCAUUGUCGUCAGUCUGGUGGCCUCCGGACUGCUGGAGGUGAGGUCGGCCGUUCCAAUCAUCAUGGGGUCCAACAUUGGGACCUCAGUCACGAACACCAUAGUGGCCAUGAUGCAAGCUGCAGAGAGGGCCGAGUUUCAGCGAGCCUUUGCUGGGGCAACAAUCCACGACUGCUUCAACUGGCUGUCGGUCCUGGUCCUGCUGCCCCUGGAGGUGUCCAGUGGCGUCAUGGCACGGCUGUCACACCUGCUGGUCACCAGCUUAAAGCUUCAGCCUGGGGAGGAAGCACCUGAGCUGCUCAAGGUCAUCACCGAGCCAGUCACCAAGCUCAUCAUACAGCUGGACAACUGUGUGAUCACAGGGAUCGCCAUGGGACAUGAGGACAUGAGGAACAGGAGCCUGGUGAAAGAAUGGUGCCAGACUGACCUUGUUAUGUCCACUGGCAAUGUGAGCAGCGACCACUGUGGGUCCAGUCAGGACUUGUCCCAACCAUCACUGAAGUGCAGGCAUUUGUUUGUGUCUUCGGGGCUUUCAGACCUCACAGUGGGCCUGAUUCUCCUGGCAGGCUCUCUGGCUGUCCUCUGCUCCUGUCUGCUGCUUCUGGUCAAGCUGCUCAACUCUCUUCUAAAAGGCCAAGUCGCUAAGGUCAUUCAUAAAGUCAUCAACACAGACCUGCCAUAUCCAUGUGGGUGGCUGGCAGGAUACAUGGCCAUGUUUGUGGGCGCAGGGGUAACAUUCGUGGUCCAGAGCAGCUCUGUCUUCACUUCCGCCAUGACUCCACUAGUAGGUAUUGGUGUGAUCAGCCUGGAGCGGGCCUAUCCGCUCACCCUUGGGUCCAACAUUGGCACUACAGCCACAGCCCUGCUGGCAGCUCUGGCCAGUCCUGGGAACAAGCUAGCAGCUGCCCUACAAAUUGCUUUGUGUCACCUCUUCUUCAACGUCUUUGGCAUUCUGCUGUGGUAUCCUCUUCCCUUCAUGCGGCUGCCGAUAAGGAUGGCUCGUGUCCUGGGUGAGCGAACCGCCAAGUACCGCUGGUUUGCAGUGCUGUACCUGCUGCUUUGCUUCUUGCUCUUGCCCUCUCUGGUGCUGGGCCUCUCGCUGGCAGGCUGGAGGGUGAUGGCUGGCGUUGGAGCUCCUUUCCUGGGUGUGACCGUCUUCAUUGCCUUGGUAAAUGUGAUGCAGGCCCGUAGUCCUCGCCAUCUGCCAACUCAGCUCCAGAGCUGGGACUUUCUGCCCCAGUGGAUGCGCUCUCUCAAACCACUAGACCGCCUCAUCACCAAGGCAACUGUCUGCUGCGGCUCUGCAUGUGCGGAGGAGCAGGGAGAAGAAGAAGAGGAGCCUAUAUCAACACAGACGACCUCUGUCAACACCCAAAAGGGGUCCGACCAGAGGAGGGCACAGCUGGCUUUUGACAACCCAGUCCUGGACUACCUGGAUGAGAGCAGACCAGGUGUAAGGGUGCUUAAAUUAAAAGGGUUAGAGAGGUGCAACAGCACUCCACUGUAG
Centropristis striata (black sea bass) is the source of this 2034-nucleotide messenger RNA. It is a transcript of the gene slc34a1b, whose product is annotated as solute carrier family 34 member 1b. NCBI's taxonomy places the organism in Eukaryota, Metazoa, Chordata, Actinopteri, Perciformes, Serranidae. Gene Ontology annotation, biological process: intracellular phosphate ion homeostasis; sodium-dependent phosphate transport. Gene Ontology annotation, cellular component: apical plasma membrane; vesicle; brush border. The coding region runs from base 25 to 2034 and encodes 669 amino acids. The transcript is spliced from 13 exons. Gene Ontology annotation, molecular function: sodium:phosphate symporter activity. The record is from RefSeq and is a predicted model, not a curated record.